GAAGAAGUCUUCUUCAGAGUGAAACGUGAAAUAGCCUAAUGCGCAAUCUUCCUAUGAGUGCAGGGAGCAAGCGCAUGGAUAAAUAUAGCCCACUGCUUUAUAUGGUCAAGAUAGAGCUCACAUCUGCGGGCUGCGCUCUUUGCUUACCACAGGGGAAAACACAGUUUCCCAUCAAAAUGUCCCAGGCAGUGUACUAAUUAAAAAUAAAUGCACUUAGCUUAUUUACAGAAACAUUUAAUAAAUGAUCCGUUUUAAAAUAUUUGGUUGCUCAAAGUGCAUUUCCCCUUUUGUUUAAGUACAUGGCAGGAAAACUAUGUAAAGAAUUUAGAUUUAGGCAUUUAAAGGUCUCGACUUGCUUAGGAGAAAAAAACACUUUAGAUCCUCAUAUAAUCAUUUUUAUUUCACGAUAAACAAUGGCGACGAUCAACUUUAAGUGGAGACACUUUGUUCACAAGAGUCAAUCAGAGGAAUCAAUUUGUAGUGUGGCUUAUAAAUUGCCUCCAGGAAAACCCGUUGUAAUAAUCCUUUAAUUGGAUUCCCCCGGGGAGUUAGGCUACAGUGUGACUACUUUAUAUUCUAGUGGGUUUUAGCCUAUCACACUUGAUGCUUUAUUCCCUAUAGGCCUAGAUACUGCUGCAGUUUUUUCCCUUAAUAUUCCCAUAGGAACGUUUGUAUGGCUGUAGUGCUCACGUGAAAUUAACUACUACUCAGUAUUUUAUGGCCUUGUUUUUUCCCUUUCAUAUUCUUGAAAGGAUUUUCUGUGAUAUUUGCGAAGUCUAAAACGUAGCCUGUAAUUACUGUAUUCAAUGAAGACUUAUUGAAUGGCCUGGUAGUCUCGAAAUAUUUUACUGCCAUGUGUAUUGCUCACAGAUGACCCGCAGAGUGCGCUGUGUCUCUGUCAGCUCGCUACAAGCGUGAUUAUGACUGGGUGUGUUUUUGUCAUUAAAAAUGAAUUGUUAUUUUGAAUCAAUUAAAUUUCACAUUUUAUUAUUGUAUGGGGCAAUGCAGCAGAUUUUCACAAUGUAACGUUUUGCACAACCCUGCAGGAUACUUAUUUGUUUAGGUCUAUUUUGAAAUCAGAGGUACUUCCUGAACAAGCAGGCAUUGCAGAGCGCGUCUCCACGAAGCUUGCGCACCGUCCAGUCUAUCUUCACGCAGCUUUCAGCACAAUCAAGGACGUCAUCUUGCUGCUUGACAAUUUCUCGGAAAUUGUGCUGCAGCUCAUAGACUAGUCUUUACAAAAAAAAAGGGAAAAAAAGUUGUACAGUAAACAAUGGCCGGAGCUACAUCGCUGGAGGCAGUCAAACGAAAGAUCAAAUUCUUGCAAGAGCAGGCGGACGGUGCUGAGGACAGAGCCGAGAGAUUACAGAGGGAGUUGCUUGCGGAGAGGAAAGCCAGGGAACAAGCUGAGGGAGAUGUCGCUUCCCUUAACAGACGUAUCCAGCUGGUUGAGGAGGAGUUGGAUCGUGCUCAGGAGCGUCUGGCAACUGCCCUGACCAAGCUGGAGGAAGCUGAGAAGGCUGCUGAUGAGAGCGAGAGAGGCAUGAAGGUUAUUGAGAACAGGGCCAUGAAGGAUGAGGAGAAGAUGGAGCUGCAGGAGAUCCAGCUGAAAGAGGCCAAGCACAUCGCUGAGGAGGCUGACCGCAAAUAUGAGGAGGUGGCCCGUAAGCUGGUCAUCAUUGAGGGUGACCUGGAGCGUACAGAGGAGCGCGCUGAGCUGUCAGAAGGAAGAGUUCGAAGAGCUGAGGAUGAGCUAAGGGUUUUGGAGCAAGGCAUGAAAUCACUAAACUCCUCAGUCACACAGUACUCACAGAAGGAGGACAAGUAUGAGGAGGAGAUCAAGGUCCUCACCGACAAGCUGAAGGAGGCUGAGACUCGUGCUGAGUUCGCUGAGAGAUCAGUAGCCAAGCUUGAGAAGACCAUUGAUGACUUGGAAGAUGAGUUGUAUGCCCAGAAACUGAAGUACAAGGCCAUCAGCGAGGAGCUGGACCACGCCCUCAACGACAUGACUUCCAUGUAAUUUUCAACUUGCUGCACCUGCUUGUUCCGUCGUCACCCUCUCUUCCCCUUGCACCUCUCUUCCCCGUACAACAGCUGCCUCACCUCCAUCGUCUCCCUUAUAUUUCCUCGUACCUAUCAUCUAGUACAUCUAACUCUUGUAUCUGUUCCUGCACUUAAAAUAGUUAUGCAGCUAUGUUUUUAUAUACUCCUAGUUUAAUGUCUUAAAACAGACAUUGUGGUAUUCUGUGUCUGCAUAAUUGAAGCCCACUUGCAAUAAUUCCAGCUCACUUUAAGUGGUUUCCUCUCACACUUCUUUAGUAGUGUGUUUAUGAUACUUUAUGAUACCUUUGUAUCAGUAUCACUGGUGUUUGAGAACACUGUAAACAGGACUGAAGUAAUCUUAUGCAUGAACAAAAGUAAGAGUCUCUGUUUACAUUUCUUAGUUGGUUCAAUUGCGAAUUAUAUUACUUUUUUUGUGAAAAGUAAUGACAAGUAAUUUGUCAGUCAAUUUCGAUUUCAGAGUCGAUUUCAAAAUAUUCAUGAUAUUUUCAAAUUAUAUUGUGAUAUCCUAAGCAACACAUGCAAGUUGUCUAUUGAAAUGUUGUAGACUGUGUUACGAAAGCAUUUCAAUGAGUCUGAUUCACUCACUGUGAUUCAAGGUUAUGAGUGUUUCCUCUUUCCUUUUCUACUAACAUGGUCUACUUCUGUCCAGAAGAAAGGCCCCCUGUGUGUUUGUGAGAGCCCCCUUUGUUCUGUUGCAGUUUAGCAUCACUGUGGUAGAUCCCCCAGUUUUGCUAAAUUAGUGUUGACCCUCAACAUUUGGCCAUUCUGUGGGAGCUUCACAAUCUGUCUGGUCCAGCGCUGCUCCUCGCGUUUUAGUAGAAAUGUCUCAAUGUAAUCAGAGGGAGGAAUUGGUCCGACCUUCAGUUUGUGUUUCAGCGUGUUCUACCUCACAAUGCGUUUCCACUACGCAUUGUGGUUUUUGUAGUGUUGUGCCGUGACUCAUUUGGUUCUGGUGUAUUGUGGUGCACAUCUUAAAUUUCCGUAGGUCCCACACAAACCCCCUGGUUCACUUUACUUCUUCUCUCCCACACAGAUAAAUUUUUUACACCUCAUCAAAGACGUCUCCUGCCGGCUGAGCAGCAUCUGUCUGCUCUCUCCAGCCUUCUCUCCAUUUUCCCUUCCCUCUUUGUCUUUGCUUUCCUUUCCUCCUCAUGUUUUCUUCCUCAUGUCAAAGUUAAUUGCAUCACAUCUCUUGUACAGAAUCCUAGAAUCUUUCUGCAUUGUGUAAAAAAUAAACACCCUUCCUUCUA
This is a messenger RNA of Siniperca chuatsi (mandarin fish), 3314 nucleotides long. RefSeq names its product tropomyosin 1 (alpha) (gene tpm1). The record is from RefSeq and is a predicted model, not a curated record. Gene Ontology annotation, molecular function: actin filament binding. NCBI's taxonomy places the organism in Eukaryota, Metazoa, Chordata, Actinopteri, Centrarchiformes, Sinipercidae. The transcript has 8 exons. Bases 1274 to 2020 code for a protein of 248 amino acids. Gene Ontology annotation, biological process: actin filament organization; cardiac muscle contraction. Gene Ontology annotation, cellular component: actin filament.